This is a messenger RNA of Podarcis muralis (Common wall lizard), 4506 nucleotides long. RefSeq names its product F-box and leucine rich repeat protein 4 (gene FBXL4). Gene Ontology annotation, molecular function: protein binding. Gene Ontology annotation, cellular component: SCF ubiquitin ligase complex. The record is from RefSeq and is a predicted model, not a curated record. NCBI's taxonomy places the organism in Eukaryota, Metazoa, Chordata, Lepidosauria, Squamata, Lacertidae. Gene Ontology annotation, biological process: SCF-dependent proteasomal ubiquitin-dependent protein catabolic process.
GUGAGCUGCGCCCGCCAGCUUCAAAGAUGGCGGCGGUAGCUUCGGCGCCGGUCGCGAACGCGUCCCGCUGCCCAGAGCUGGCUCGGGCAGCGGAGCGAAGAUUAUCUGAACAGUAAGCAUGAAAAUGGGUGCCUGUUGGUUUUUCCAAACGUCCCACAAAGAAGCAAUGCAUGUCUCUUGAGGAUCCCUGACCUUUAGCAACUUGAUAAUAGCUAUCUGGAUAUCACCAGCAUUUCCCAUGUUAACAGUUCUGAGCAUGUUUUACUACAUUUGCCUUCGACGCCGAGCCAGGACAGCUACAAGGGGCGAACCUAUGAACAAUCGGAGAGCUAUUGAAUCAAACAGAGCCUUACCUAUCAAUGUCGAAGUGGUCCAAUAUGCCAAAGAAGUGUUGGAUUUCAGUUCCCAUUAUGGUAGUGAAAACAGCAUGUCAUACACCAUGUGGAAUUUGGCUGGAACUCCUAAUGUGUACCCUAGCUCUGGUGACUUCACGCAGACUGCUGUAUUUCGAACUUAUGGAACAUGGUGGGAAGUCUGUCCUAGCGCACGGUCACCUUUCACAAGGACACCACCCAAUUUCCAUAGUCACGACUAUGUAGAGCUUGCUUUUGAUGAACCAGUUUAUCCCACAGCAAUACAUGUCCUGGAAACCUAUCACCCUGGUGCUGUUGUUAGGAUUUUGGCAUGUUCUGCAAGUCCUUAUUCCCAAACGCUGCCUGCUGAAGUAAGAUGGGAAAUCCUUUGGUCAGAGCCACCCACCAAGGUAAAUUCACCUCAGGCACGUCGGUUUGCACCUAGUAUCAAACGGAUAAACUUUCCUACAAACCUAAUUCGUCUAGAAGUGAAUAGUUCUCUUCUGGAUUACUACACCGAGUUGGAUGCAGUAGUACUACAUGGUUUGAGAGAGAGGCCUGUGCUUUCUCUUAAUACUUCAUUGAUUGAUAUGAAUGAUCUGGAUGAUGAUGAUGAAGAAGAAGAUGGAGAGCAAGACAGCUGCAGCAUGGACAUCCUUAAUAAGCAGUUUAGUGCGGCUGCCUUCAAGGAAUGGACAACUAAUGGAUACUUUGAUAAAUUGCCUUAUGAGCUUAUCCAGUUGAUUUUGAGUCACCUUGCAGUCCCAGAUCUGUGUAGACUAUCGCAGACAUGUAAGCUACUUUAUCAGCACUGCUGUGAUCCUCUGCAGUACAUUCACCUCAGUUUGCAACCUUAUUGGGCAAGAAUAAACGACACAGCUCUAGAAUACCUACAGUCUCGCUGUAUCCUUGUCCAGUGGCUGAAUUUAUCUUGGACUGGAAACAGAGGAACCAUUUCUCUAUCUGCUUUUAGCAGAUUCUUGAAGGUUUGUGGUUCAGAACUAGUGCGCCUGGAGUUGUCUUGUGGUCAUUUCCUCAAUGAGGCUUGCUUGGAGGUCAUUGCUGAGACGUGUCUGAAUCUUCAAGAAUUAAAUCUCUCCUCCUGUGAUAAGCUACCACCUCAGGCUUUCAAUCACAUUGCCAAGUUGUGCAACCUUACACGUCUAAUUCUCUACCGAACGAAAGUAGAGCAAACAGCACUGCUCAGCAUUCUGAACUUCUGUUCAGAUCUUCAGCACCUCAGCCUGGGUAGCUGUGUAAUGAUUGAAGACUAUGACACAAUAGCUAGCAUGAUGGGAGCCAAGUGCAAAAAACUUCGUACGCUGGAUUUAUGGCGAUGUAAAAACAUUACUGAAAAUGGAAUAGCAGAGCUAGCUUCCGGCUGUCCACUGUUGGAGGAGCUGGAUCUUGGCUGGUGCCCAACCCUUCAGAGCAGCACCGGCUGCUUUGCGCACCUUGCGCGUAAACUCCCAAACUUGCAAAAGCUCUUUCUGACAGCCAACAGGUCUGUGUGUGACUCUGACAUAGAUGAACUUGCUGCAAAUUGUACUAAUCUCCGGCAGCUUGAUAUUUUGGGCACAAGAAUGGUGAGCCCUGCUUCUUUAAGAAAAUUGCUGGAGUCUUGCAAAGAUCUUUCCUUACUUGACGUGUCCUUCUGUUCACAAAUUGAUAAUAGAGUUGUCCUAGAACUGAAUGCCAAUUUUCCUAAUGUGCUCAUCAAGAAGAGUUUCACUCAGUGACUCACUUCAUAUGCUGCUAUAUGGAAUUGAUUUGACAAUUCCGUUUCCUGUGAAUUUGUGCUGACUUUUUUCAAAGAAAAAUAUUCUGUGAAUAAUGGGGAAAAGUUAACUCUUCUUGACAUGAAGGUUAAACGUCAAAUCAAAGAUUUAAAAUGUGAUAAGCCAUUAUUCCGUGUACAGUUUCCAGUUACUGUACUUCACAAGUGGACCUCCAUAUUUGAACUAGAAAGAAUCAUGUGAAUAUAAGGUGGCAUAUGUUUAAAUGCAUAUUAUGGAGCAUUCAAGACUGCUUGGAUUUUAACAGUGAAAUAAGCUUGUAGCAAAAACUAAGCAAGAAAUAAAAGAGAGACCUCAAUUUUUAAGUUUUAGCAUUAGUCUUUUAAGUUGUCUCUCAUUGCUUCUACCUUCAUUCUUGCUACAAGAAAGUUCUAUGGUCCCCAGGGACUGUAGGAUUGCACCCUAAUAAACUAAACUUUUAGUUACACAUAAAAAUCUCUGACCUUCUUAGUUAAUCAAAGAGCUGACAGACACUAAAGAUCCUGCAUUACAUGAUACAAGUUCUAUGGGUGUCUCUUGCUUUUAGGAAUCCUAGCAACUUAAGCCUCGGGCUAUUGCCAGCCUUCCUCAUUGAUGGUUUCUCUCUCCACUUACACUACUAGGUUGAGCCUAAGGAUGGGGGAGCCAGUGAUGGUGCAGAAGAAAAGACUUUGAAAGACAAAGUAGAUACAAAGCAAGCCAGGAUAAGUUGACCCAUCACUAAUUGUCAAUCCUACAUUUACAUAUCUGAUUUUCAGAUGUACAAUUAAACUAUUUCUGUAGCUAUAUAAGAAUCCCUUUCAAUUAGACAAAGACUUCCAAGUUUAAAAACACAAGUAUUAAUCUGAUAGAUUAUGAUUGAAACAAUGAUAAUAAAAGAUUACAAUUUAAGAGGAGACAAAGGAGAAACCCCGUGCACAGAUUCAACCUCGUUUUUUUCAGUUUCUGCAUGUUUUAUCCAUCCAGCAAGCACAUCUCUUUUGGAUUUAUUGCAAAGGGGGGGGGGCACUUCAUGUUAUAGAGUCCCAUGUGAUUGGAAGCAAAGGUUCCUUCCUUGGUAGGAUUAUUCUAUUGGAGUAAGCCAACUUUUGGAAGCGAAUAUGAAUAUGAUUUAUUAGUGUAGCUGAAGCCAUUACAAAAAAACAAAAUUUGUAAAACAUACUACACAGUUAAAACAAUGAUUUAAACCAGAACUGAAAUCAGUAAGCGUGAGAUGGUAUAAAAUAGCUGUAUCUCUUUUAUUUCAAUGAGUCUUUAGCAUGUGUAAGUUUCUCUGGAUUGCAUGCUUAUUCUGCUGAUGUUGCUUCUUAUAGAAAUAAGGCAACAGGAUUUCUAUUCCAAGAAGUCUUCCGCAGCAGUGAAUAGUACCCAAAAACCUACUGAAAUUUAAACUGAAAAAGGAGGGACUCUUGGAGAAGGACAUGAUUUCAACCAGAAAUAAAUCUCAGCUGUCAGUUCAGUCAUACAUUAAGGCUCAUAUUUUUACUCAACUAUUUUUACUAAAAAUGGGCAGGUGGAACCACUUGGUUCAUUUCUACCACUUUUCCUUAAACUUUUCUACAAGCCUGCAGAAAAUGCUAAGUAGGGUGUGUUGGUCUGCACUCCUACACAGAGAUCACCAUUUCUUUUAGGGAAAUGGAGAUAGCAGGAUUGCUUAGCUGAUGAAAUCCUUGGUUGUGUCUCUUCCCCCAACCCCGUUGUGAGGUCAAGUAUGUGUGUACACAAUCAUGUGUACCAGCCUAUAGAGGAAUGUUACUGAUAUCCAAGAGGUAUAUAGAGAGAACUACAGCAUUCUUUGUGAUCAUGGUAGCUGGAGAAUUUGUUGCCACAAUCAUGGAAAUCGCCGCUGGCUGCUUUACGUGCUAUGCAGCUCACAUUAAAGUUCCUUCAUGUGUUGGUUUACCAACAUAUAUAGUCACACGUGGAUACAAUAAAUACGCCAUGCAUGUGUGAACCAGGCUUUAAAACAUUGUACUUUGCUGACCGAUACCUAUCCUAAAGUUGUUCUGUAAAGAUAUUUUUUAUUUUGCAUUUUAAAAAUGUAACUUUAUAUAUUAUAUCCAGUGUAAUUAAGAAUUAUAUAUGUACAUACCUGUGACAGAAGAGUGCUUCUUUGGACUCUGUAUAUUUGCAGAUGUUAACCUUCUAAAAUAAGCCUUGUUUCAUGUAGUUCAGGAUAUGCAUGUUUAUGUUUUCUUUGCAGUUAGACAAACACAGUUUUGUUUAAAUAUUGUUAUCACUAUAGUGUUUAAAACGUGUGCCUUCUGUUUUUACAAUCAGUAAUAUGUCUAAAGACAUUGGAUUAUUUUCUUCAUGAAAAUUAGGCUAGGAACGCAAGACUUGUCCAAGAACAAAUUAAACUCUUUAUUCAGACUUCC